AUGCCCAUUGCAAAUGACAAAGAAACUAAAAGUAUCUUUCAAGACAUGACAUCAGAUGAAACUGGCUCGGAAGCAAGCUUAGGUUCAGAAGCACUUCUUCCGGAUGGGCGCGUUUUCGUCCCAUCUGAUAUUUCGCCUGACGUUCACCCCAGACCACAUGUUAGACGCAGAGGUCGCCAGUCUUUGGAUAGUUGCACAUCUGGAUCCAAUAACGUACAAAAUUAUCAUGCCACAAAAACAGGAAACAUAGUUUUUGAGUUGUCCUCAAUGCUUCAUCCAUCCACGGAUAUCCAUACAGACAACUGUAUUACUGAUCAGGCACAAUUGUCACAUGGAAACCAAGUUCCAGGUUUUGAUACAGAAGUAAGUUGUCUUCAGAGACACAAUCUCAAUCAACAGAAAGGGACCAGUAAACUAAAUAUGACCGAAAUAGAGUCUGAACAGGCAGAGAAUCUGAUCCAAACUAGCUGUUCUCAAGCAAGUUUUGAGGCCAGAAUGGACAAUUUUGUGCCAGAGGUCGGCCAGUUUUCCAUGGAGUCCGAAAGUGAGCGAGAUACGGGAUUUUCCAGUCACAGUACCAGUAGUAGUUGUCAACUGGAAACGAGUCCAACGGAACAAGAGGCCGACAGCUCUUGGAACUAUUUUCCUAUCGACUGGUCAGAUGCCGAAGCAGACAUUUGCCUGCAUGGAAACAACAAAAUUGAUGACCUCAUAUAUCAUUUUGAUAAGUUUUUCCGUGGUCAGAUAGAAAAUAAACUCAGCGAAAUGGGAAGUUUUAUCCACUCCUUGAUGACAGAGCAGCAGACUCAUGUGAGAUACAUAGUCAAUACGGCAGUCAGCACCAGUGCCAGUCAGACUUUAACAUCUGUUGAAAGGGACACAUCACUAGGAUCUCCUGUCCGAAAGCUGACUCGCUUCUCCAGCGGCGAAGAAAUGUCGAAUAGUCUCUUUUAUAUCACCAGGGAUGAUGAAAGGAAAAGAUUGCUACUCAAGAUCCUGUCAACGUCCUGUGCUAUAGGGUGUGUGUUACUUCGUCCAGAGUUCCAUACAUGA
Molecule: messenger RNA, 1053 nt
Organism: Ylistrum balloti
Lineage: Eukaryota; Metazoa; Mollusca; Bivalvia; Pectinida; Pectinidae
Exons: 7
Coding region: 1-1053 (350 amino acids)
Source: RefSeq, a predicted model, not a curated record